UUAUAAUAUUGCAAAAUGCAGCAUGAUGAUGUGGUUUGGAGUAUAAUAAAUAAAUCUUUUUGUUCACAUAAAGUAAAUACAAAAACACAAAGGUUCUGUCGACAUGAAUAUAAUUUAACAGGUCUUUGCAAUAGAUCUUCGUGUCCUUUAGCAAACAGUCAGUAUGCUACUGUAAGAGAAGAAAAUGGUGUAAUACAUUUAUAUAUGAAAACUGCAGAAAGGGUUGCCUUUCCAAAUAAAUCAUGGGAGAAAGUUAAGUUAUCUAGAAAUUUUGAAAAGGCUAUUCACCAAAUUAAUGAAAACUUACUGUAUUGGCCAGGUUUUAUUAAAUCAAAAUGCAAACAGAGGUUUGUUAAAAUAACACAAUACUUAAUUCGAAUGAGAAAAUUGAAACUACGAAGACAAAAAUUGAUUGUACCACUUCAACGUAAAAUUGAACCACUUCAACGUAAAAUUGAACGACGAGAGAGAAGACGUGAAGAAAAAGCUUUGGUGGCUGCUAAAAUUGAUAAUGCUAUUGAAAAACAAUUGUUGGAUAGACUUAAAAAGGGAACAUACGAAGAUAUAUAUAAUUUCCCUCAAUUAGUAUUUGACAAAGCGCUCACUGCUGAAGAAAUAUCAGGAGAUGAAACCGAGGAAGAAGAGGAACCUGAAGUAGAAAAAGAGAUUGAAGUAGAUCAAGAUGUUCGAAAAGAACUUGAAAUGGAUGAUGAUGAAGAGUUUGUAGAAGCAAACACUGAUGAUGAAAGUGAUGAUGAUGAAGUGCAAGAUAUGAGUGAAGAUGAGGAAAGUGAUUCAGGGAAUAGAGAGUCUGUAGAAUUAGAUAGUAGUUUUGAAUCUGAAACGUCUGAUAUAGAGGAUGCUAAAUUGCCAGGCCCAUUCAAACCGAAGAAAAUUGAUAAUAGUUCUAAGUUACGUAAGGUGAAAUCGAGCAAAGUAUUACGUAAACCUAGAGUUGAAAUUGAAUAUGAAAUGGAAUAUGAAAAUGAUAAACGAAAUAGGGCUGUUGAAUAA
Molecule: messenger RNA, 1014 nt
Organism: Ctenocephalides felis (cat flea)
Lineage: Eukaryota; Metazoa; Arthropoda; Insecta; Siphonaptera; Pulicidae
Product: protein MAK16 homolog
Exons: 8
Coding region: 16-1014 (332 amino acids)
Biological process (GO): maturation of LSU-rRNA; maturation of 5.8S rRNA
Cellular component (GO): preribosome, large subunit precursor; nucleolus
Source: RefSeq, a predicted model, not a curated record